Molecule: messenger RNA, 1319 nt
Organism: Ruditapes philippinarum (Manila clam)
Lineage: Eukaryota; Metazoa; Mollusca; Bivalvia; Venerida; Veneridae
Product: E3 ubiquitin ligase Rnf121-like
Exons: 8
Coding region: 59-1036 (325 amino acids)
Cellular component (GO): Golgi membrane; endoplasmic reticulum membrane
Molecular function (GO): metal ion binding; ubiquitin protein ligase activity
Source: RefSeq, a predicted model, not a curated record
AAUUUCCUGAUCGGGAUUUUCGGAUAUUAUCGUUGUAGUCAAAAAAAUCAAUUGGAAAAUGAACAACCACGUUGAACAUGCCGAUAUUGCUCUCCAUUUAGCUGGCAACAAGACCAUAGAUUUAUCAAAGUUGUCAGAGAAAGAAAGAUGGAAAAUAGAGCACCAAAGAUUACAUGAGAAGCAUCGUGGCCAUGAGGCUAUGCAUGCCGAGAUGGUCCUUAUACUAAUAGCGACUCUUGUUGUUGCACAGAUAUUGUUAGUCCAGUGGAAACAGAGAUACUUCAGGUCUUAUCAGAGAGCCACAUUGAUUGGAAUGUGGAUAAUUCCUGUAGGAUUUUGUUUGAAGUUUGGUUGGACGAGGUUUAUAGUUGUGUGGGCUAUUUUCUCAGUCAUUACCGCCUAUAUUGUGUUCAAAUCUACACGGAAACCUUUAGAAGGAAGAACACCAAGGCUUGUAUAUAAAUGGUUUCUGCUCAUCUACAAAAUCAGUUAUGGCUCAGGAAUUCUGGGAUACAUGGUCAUAAUGUUAACAAUGCUGGGCGUUAACAUGUUAUUCUUGAUCAAACCACAGUAUUCUAUGGAUUUUGGUCUAUUAAUAAUGUUUUAUGGCCUCUAUUUUGGAGUGGUGUCGAGGGAUUUUGCAGAAGUUUGUAGUGAUACCAUGGCAGCUCAUAUAGGGUAUUAUACAGUAACGGGUUUGCCUGGGAAAAGGUUGGAUCCGAAUAUCUGUGCAGUAUGUGGUAAUCAAAUAUUAGUUACAAAUAAUGAAGAUGCAAUAAUAGAAACAACCUGUAAACUACAGUGUGACCAUGUAUUUCACGAGUUUUGUAUACGAGGCUGGUGCAUUGUGGGAAAGAAGCAGACGUGUCCCUACUGCAAAGAGAAAGUUGAUCUGAAGCGGAUGUUCCCAAGUCCAUGGGAUAGACCACAUAUGAUGUAUGGAAAUUUCCUCGAUUGGAUUAGAUAUUUAGUUGCCUGGCAACCAGUUAUAAUCAUGUUAGUUCAGGGAAUUAAUUGGAGCUUGGGGUUAGAAUAAGUAAAAUGCAUAAUAGUUAUAUAUUUAUUGAAUCCAAUGAAACAAAAUUGACAAAAAGCCAUGAUCAAUGAAUGUGAUAUUGUAUAGGGAAACAAAGUUACAAGAGUCCCACCUCUAGGUCUGUGUAUUAUUGUAAGUUUGAUGUGAAAUAUAUCUGUUAGAAUAUGUUUUAAAGAUAGAAUGUAUGUUGUGUAAAGUUACCGAUAAUGAAGAGAGUUUUGUUAUGUAAGUUUAAUAAGAAAGUUUUUGUCAGUUGAAAUGUGAUUGCAGCAAGGCAGCAAAA